Phragmites australis (common reed) is the source of this 3094-nucleotide messenger RNA. RefSeq names its product protein kinase STUNTED-like. The coding region runs from base 862 to 2826 and encodes 654 amino acids. Gene Ontology annotation, molecular function: protein kinase activity; ATP binding. Gene Ontology annotation, biological process: protein phosphorylation. The transcript has 10 exons. The record is from RefSeq and is a predicted model, not a curated record. NCBI's taxonomy places the organism in Eukaryota, Viridiplantae, Streptophyta, Magnoliopsida, Poales, Poaceae.
CUCGCUUUUCCCCCUGCCUCUCCAAUCUCCGCCAAGAAAUUCUUUGCCCUAUCAGGCUAUCCUCAUCCUCGUCACCUUUCUCCAUCGCGAAUCCUAUUGCCCACAUUUUUCUUCCUCUUCCUAGCAAACCAUAGCAUCGCGACAUCCCCGGCUCCCUCUCCUUCCUUUCUCCCGCCUGUCCCUGUCACCGUCUCGUGGUUUGCUAGGACCAUUUGCUCACCGGCAACACAAAAACAGCGGCCUAGCUAGCUCGCCGUCGCUGACCGGCCGGGCCGUGGCGACCACGGCCAGCCGGUUGAUUUCCACUGUGCUUUUUGUGCGGCAUUUGUGCGUGGUUGGAGUGGUUGAGCUGAGCGGAGCGUGGCGCCAUGAAACCAAUUUUAAUACGCCCCCUGCAGCUGAAACCUGACAAGGUAACCAGAUUUUAGGUGGUUACCCCUGUCGCUUCCUCCCACCUCUCGCCCUUCGCCGCGACGCCUCUCUUCGCUUAGGAUAUAGUUCCCGCUCUGGUCGCUUGCGCUUGUAUUUUCCUCCUCGUCUCGCCCCCUUUCGGUUUGGGUUGAAUGAAUUCAGCCACAAAGUGAGUGACUGGCCGGAGAGGCAGCGAUUCUUGGUAACGGAACUCGCUUUCCAGGGCGACGACCGCCGCCUCGGCAGUUUUCUAUUCGAGCAGCGCGGUUCCGGGUCGCACAUUGGCUGCAGCUAGCAGUCGGGAUCGUGUUGUGUCAACGGCGAUUGGUUGGCUGAGCUAAGCUAACCGGUGGCCUAGUUACGGACCAGCUUUGUGUGUCAUGGACAAGUGCGUUGGCCGGUGAUUUUUUUGAGCUGCGAGCUGGCUCCCGGUGAUCGAUUGGGGGCGUCAUGGCGGGGGAGGAUGGGGACGGCGUCGGCCGGUGCAUACUGGUGGGGCUGCACAUGGACGCCGUCGGAAGGGACCUGCUCCGGUGGGCGCUCAACCAGGCGGCGAGGCCGGGCGACCGCGUCGUCGCCGUGCACAUUUACCGCAAAUCCGACCUCUGCAAGACGAACACUCUGACCCUGAUCAGGACGCUGGACGACUACCUGGCGGAGUACGAGGCACUCUGCAGCCAGAAAGAAAUUGUUCUCGUGGGCCGUGUGACGCCGGGGAGCUCGAUCCAGAAGGAGCUAGUGAAGGAGGCCAAGCUUUGCGCCGCCAUGGUGGUGGUGCUUGGCGCCAGCAAGAAGUACUCUUUCGAAGGGUCGACUUGCCUGGCCAAGUACUGCGCCAAGAAGCUCCCGCCGACGACCACCGUCGUCGCCAUCCAGAACGGCAAGGCCGUCUUCGUCAGGGAGGCCCCCCAGCCGCCACUUGGAGCAGAGCCGAAGCCGGUGCUGCGCACGGUGUUGCACCCGAGCGUGGGGCUGGAGCCCAAGGUGAUCAUCCCGAACCCUAACCGGAGCGCGCGGUCCAUGGACUUCGACGCCCUGAGCCGCGCCCACGGCGGCCCCGCGCCGGUGACGAAGUCCUUCGACGACGCUACAAAGGUCGGCGGCGCCGGAACGGCGCCCGAGCAGAGGCUCGGGUGGCCGCUGCUCCGACACGCGCACGCCGCCGCCUCCGCUGGGCUCAGCCCCAAGGACGGGGGACCGCGCAAGCAGUCGGUGGUGCAGUGGGUGAUGAGCCUGCCGAAGCGGUCCUCGCCGUCGUCGUCCCCCGAGCCGCGCACCGGCCUCGCCGGGGAGCUCAGGGCAAUGCUCGACGGCGGCGGCGCGCGGUGCCGGUGGUUCCGCUAUGAGGAGCUCUACGACUCAACCAACCACUUCUCAUCAGAGAAUCUGAUAGGGAACGGAGGGAACAGCAGGGUGUACAAGGGCAGCCUCGCGUGCGGGCAGCAGGUGGCGAUCAAGCUGUCCAAGGCAUCAGCCGAGGCGUCCAAGGAUUUCCUCCGCGAGGUGGACAUCAUCACCAAGCUCCAGCACAGCCGGAUCGUCCCGCUGAUCGGCGUCUGCGUCGAAGGCCCCAACCUCAUCUCCAUCUACAGCUACCUCCCCAGAGGCAGCCUCGAGGACAACCUACACGGGGAAAGGUCAAAGCCGACGUUGUCAUGGGAGAACCGGUACAAGGCGGCGCUGGGGAUCGCUGAGGCCCUGAGCUACGUGCACUCCGACUGCUCGCGGCCGGUGAUCCACAGGGACGUCAAGUCGUCCAACAUCCUUCUCACAGAAGAGUUGGAGCCUCAGUUAUCCGAUUUCGGGCUUGCGAUCUGGGCGCCGUCCAAUCCGACCUCCCUGACGCACAGCGAUGUCGUCGGCACGUUCGGGUACCUAGCGCCGGAGUACUUCAUGUACGGGAAGGUCACCGACAAGGUGGACGUGUACGCGUUCGGCGUCGUCCUGCUGGAGCUCCUGUCCGGGAGGAAGCCCAUCAGCGGUGACGGGUCGUCCCCGAAGGGCCAAGAAAGUCUCGUCAUGUGGGCAACUCCGGUGCUUAACAGCGGCGACAUUUCUGGUCUGUUGGACCCGAGCCUAAACGUGAAGCACGACGAGGUCGAGGUAAAGCGGAUGGCCUCUGCGGCGUCCCUCUGCCUCAGGAGGUCGGCUCGCCUCAGGCCGCCGAUAUCGCAGAUACUGAGCAUACUACGCGGAGAGGACACAGCGAGCAUCGCCGACCAGGGCGCCGCCGUGGAGCCAGACUGCCUGGACGACGAGGCGUACCCGACGGCGAACGUGAGGUCGCACCUGGGCCUCGCGCUGCUGGACGUGGAGGACGCCGAGUCCAUCUCGAGCACGGAGCACAGCAGCGGCCUCAGCCCCCUGGAGGAGUAUCUGCGGGAACGGUGCAGCCGAUCUUCCAGCUUCGAUUGAUUGACGCCUCUGCCUUUCCGAUUGCGUUUUUGCAUGUAUUUUCGUUUUUUUACUUGGCUCUUCUGUUGUUUGGGAUUGAGCUGGGCUGUCAUUGUUUGGUUUGGCUACCGAAACCGUGUACUGUACAGAAUCAAAGCAUCAGCGCCAUAUUUUCGGCACCGAGAGGCUUCUUGAGAAGCUUCUGAUUGUCAUCGACCUGCAGGUUCAGCAAAGGAAAGAAAAAAUAAAAAAAGAAAAGAUCAUCCAUUUCGAAAGAUCUUUUUUUAUA